GGUUCCUCAUGCAUCUCCAGCUCAACCAGUCCUACUCUACACCUCAAAAACAACGCCACUGUCCACCGCUCUUGACUUGAAGAACCAUAUCGCUGCUAAUUAAGAUGGACGGUGUCGCAAUCCACACGACUCCACGGAAGCUGGUGGUGCUGUACCCGUCACCCGGGAUGGGCCACCUGGUCUCCAUGAUCGAGCUCGGCAAAAUCUUCGCCGCCCGGGGCCUCGCAGUCACCAUCGUCGUCAUCGAUCUGCCGCACAGCACCGGCGGCGCAACAGAGGCCUUCCUCGCCGGGGUCUCCGCUGCCAAUCCCUCCAUCUCCUUCCACCGUCUCCCGAAGGUCAAGCUCCCGCCCGUUGCAUCCAAGCACCCCGAGGCGCUAACCUUCGAGGUCGCCCGCGCCUCCAACGCGCACCUGCGCGAUCUCCUCGCCGUCGCAUCCCCGGCGGUUCUCAUCGUGGACUUCUUCUGCAAUGUCGCCCGCGACGUCGCCUCGGAGCUCGGCAUUCCCACAUACUUCUUCUUCACCUCUGGCGCCGCGGUCUUGGCUUUCUUCCUGCACCUCCCGGUCCUGCACGCUCGGAGCACGGCGAGCUUCCGAGACAUGGGCGAAGAGCUCGUGCACGUUCCUGGGAUCCCCUCGUUCCCGGCGACGCACACCAUGCUGCCGAUCAUGGACCGUGACGACGCGGCGUACACGAGGUUCGUGGGCGUGGUCAGCGACCUGUGCCGCUCGCAGGGAAUCAUCGUGAACACCUUCGGCUCGCUGGAGCCGCGCGCCAUCGACGCCAUCGUGGCCGGGCACUGCUCACCGUCGGGUCUUCCGACGCCUCCGGUCUACUGCAUCGGGCCGCUGAUCAAGUCCGAGGAGGUGGGCGUGAAGCGCGACGACGAGUGCAUCUCGUGGCUGGACACGCAGCCCAAGCACAGCGUGGUGUUCCUCUGCUUCGGCAGCCUCGGCCGGUUCAGCGCGAAGCAAAUCAUGGAGGUAGCGGCCGGGAUAGAAGCCAGCGGGCAGCGGUUCCUGUGGGUGGUACGAACCCCGCCGACGCCAAGCCAAGACCCGGCGAAGAAGCUGGAGAAGCUUCCGGAGCCGGACCUCGACGCGCUCCUCCCGGAAGGCUUCCUGGACCGGACCGAGGGCACGGGCCUGGUCGUCAAGUCCUGGGCGCCGCAGCGGGACGUGCUGGCGCACGACGCGGUGGGCGCGUUCGUGACGCACUGCGGAUGGAACUCGGCGCUGGAGUCGAUCGUGGCCGGCGUGCCGAUGCUGGCGUGGCCGCUGUACGCGGAGCAGAGGAUGAACAGGGUGUUCCUGGAGGAGGAGCUUGGGCUGGCCGUGGCGGUGGAUGGCUACGACAAGGAAGUGGUGAAGGCCGAGGAGGUUGCCGCGAAGGUGAAGUGGAUGAUGGAGUCUGACGGCGGGAGGGUGCUCCGGGAGCGGACGCUGCAGGCGAUGCGGCGGGCGAAGGAGGCGAUGCGCGAGGGCGGGGAGUCUGAGGCGACGUUGGCGCGGCUGGUGGAUGCGUGGACACUUGCUUGAUGUUACUGUUGCUCACCAGUCAUCACUCAUCAGGCACACACGUGGUGGCGUAGACAUGGUUUUUGCUGGGAGUAACUCAGGCGUUGUCCAGUCUCUAAUAUCUAAAGUAACAAUUAUUUAAUAUUUUUGUGAGGGAGAAUUAAUGAGUUUUGUGUUGGUUUGCGUGAAAAGACGGUCAAUGACAUAAGAGACAAUUUCAUCGUUAA
Brachypodium distachyon (stiff brome) is the source of this 1747-nucleotide messenger RNA. RefSeq names its product UDP-glycosyltransferase 88B1. Bases 105 to 1541 code for a protein of 478 amino acids. Lineage: Eukaryota; Viridiplantae; Streptophyta; Magnoliopsida; Poales; Poaceae. Gene Ontology annotation, molecular function: UDP-glycosyltransferase activity. The record is from RefSeq and is a predicted model, not a curated record. The transcript has a single exon.